Aspergillus clavatus NRRL 1 is the source of this 912-nucleotide messenger RNA. RefSeq lists its product as uncharacterized. The record is from RefSeq and is a predicted model, not a curated record. Lineage: Eukaryota; Fungi; Ascomycota; Eurotiomycetes; Eurotiales; Aspergillaceae. Gene Ontology annotation, molecular function: protein binding. Bases 1 to 912 code for a protein of 303 amino acids. The transcript has 2 exons.
AUGCCAUCAUUGGCUGAGCAAACUUUCAGCAUCUAUGAGCUUGCCGAGCAUAUGAUUCUGCAGCUGAAUAAUCCUGUGGAAAUCAUUCGCGCCCAGCGCGUUUGCCGAAACUGGAGAGAUGUUAUCCAAACAUCCCCGGCGCUCCAGGAGGCCUGUUGGUAUCAAUCCUCCAAUACCAGGGAUGCUCAAACGCGGCCAGUCUCCGGUGAACAAAAAUGGAAACUGAAUCCUGCUUUCAACCGAAUAGGCGUCUCAAUUUCCAAAGAUACAGGAACAGAUGGAGAGCCAAUAGACGGGCUUCAAGAAAAGGGGGAUUUUAGCUUGGAGGAAGGCAUCUACGACAGACCUGGAUCAUGGACGACAAUGCUGGCCACGCAGCCUCCCUGCCAGCGAAUGAUGGUCGAAUGCUACGGCGACUAUUCCGAUGACGAGACAAUGUUCUAUCUACUUGUAUCUAUGACAGGCUGUCUCUUAAUGGGCGACAUCAUGGCUGUUCUAGCAGAAUGCCAGAAUCGACAGCAAUGCGGCUUAGAUCGCUGGGGUGGAGUACUCCACGAUACAGGCCGGUUAGUCCGAUGGGAAGAGAGUCAUUGGGAUACCUAUCACUGGGUAGCUCUUGACAACAUGCCGGAUAAUGUUUCAAUUAAAGUUGCAGUCGAGCUGCCUUGGGGAGCAGGGGGGUAUCCUGCAUUUUCUCUUCGGCGCCUCUACGGCAGCGAACACUUUCUGCAUGAAAUGAUCCUGCAUAAGAUGAUAACAGAGCUAGGGGAGGAAUAUCAGUGGGAAUAUGGUUUGAUUGACCCUGUGUGCAAGAAAAAAUAUAAGGCAAACCUAUUGGUUGUAAGGGAGCAUCAGGAGGGAUAUCUGUCAGUUUGCAGCAAUAUCUUCCGCUUACUAUCUGACAUGAAAUAA